Messenger RNA from Plectropomus leopardus (leopard coralgrouper), 586 nucleotides. NCBI's taxonomy places the organism in Eukaryota, Metazoa, Chordata, Actinopteri, Perciformes, Serranidae. The record is from RefSeq and is a predicted model, not a curated record.
UCCCUGCGGAGGGUUUUCCACCAGCUUCUCUACGUGAUCCUGAUGAUGAAUAAAGGCAGCAGAGGGAAGCCCUCGCUCCUCGUCCUCAGCCAGAGCAUCCUCUCCACCCGCGACCAGGCCAUCCACUUUGUUUGUCAUCUUGUGGACGAGCUCAAAGAGCUGGCUCUGCCGUUCCUGCAGAUCCUCCUGCAGCAUAUCUGCUUCCAGAUGGUGGAGAAGAGUGAGUUUCGUAGCCAGGGCGCGCAGGCUGUGGGUAUGCUGACGUCUCAGAUGGAGAGUCAAGACUACGCCCGCUUCAUCAAGUGGCUGUUUAACUUCUCCAGACACUCAAAGAUGGUGUGUCGGCUGUUUUCCGUGGAUGUGGUGAUGGUUUUGCUGGAGCAGCUGGAGAGGAAACCAGAGGAGUGUGAGGACCCAGAGCUCUGCUCCUUCCUGCCACACAAGUUCCUGAUCCAGAGCCUCCUGUUCGCUAGGCGGAUGGACGACUCGCCCACUGUCCAGAGCCACGCCCUCGCCUGCCUGGCUCAGUGUCUGGAGCUCCCUUCACUCAAUGUCACCCGGGCCGUCCACAACCUCUUCUCUGCCA